AUGUUCAAGUCACUAGGCUUGCUGGCCAAGCUGCCAUGCCCUGAUCAUGCCAAGGGCGAAUGUGAGGCCAACAGAGCGCUGUGCCCCUUUUCGCACCAACCCGUUCCACCCGUCCUCAUGACAACGAUCAGCGCAACACCUACCGCAUCAACCAGUCGAAUCGGUCUUCAAGGCGCGAAUCGUCAGCGCGCUGCUUCCACCUCUGCAACUGCAACUUCACCUGUGCCCGACAGUCUGAAGCGAUCAGCCCCGACGGUAUCGGCGAAACCGGGUACCGAUGCCAGCGCUUCAGCAGCUGCACCGCCGCUCAAGAAGGCCAAGAACGCAUACACCGCCUCCAAAAUCGCCUCGAUGCCCUCUUCAGCGAACGCUGCUUCGACGUCAAAGAGUACGAGCAACAGCAACGACUGGUCCUUGGUCGGUCUCCAACCGCCCAAGAUCGGUUUCAAGGAUCAUCCAGCCUCGUCCAAGAUCCCACUCUCUGCACGUCAGAACGGUCUCCAAGCUUUCUACAACGGCUUCGUCUCUGCAUACGAGCCUAUCCUGCAAAGCCCAGACCCAGUUGUCGCGGGAUGUGGUCAGAAGCUGUGCCGUGACCAUGCCCUGGAGCAAGAAGCUCAACAUUUUGCCAAAGUCGACAAGAACUCGUACAAGAACAGUAGCAUCACGUUGCUCGUCAGUCUCAAGAAGCGAGACAGACAUGCUCUUGAGACCGCCGCCGCUGCUGCAGCCAACGAGGCACGCGCGCAUCAAGGUCAGCCCGACUUGCACGAGAAGGUGUUGAAGGUGCUCGUCGAGCAAUGUACCGAGACAGGGACAGUGUCGCAGGUGGACGCCAAGAGGAAAGCCGUACAACAGAGAAGGUCGGGCAAGCUGGAUCGAGACCGACUGGAAAAAGCUGCUUUCAUCUGUCCCGUCGACCAGCUGGAGAAGUACGAGUAUACCGCUGUGAUCCCACCGGAAUGGCAAGCCGAGGGGGGGAGCAAACCAGACGCUACUGGCGAGGUUCACGAAUGCGAGCGCUGCGGAAAGAAGUUCACUGUGGGCGGCGAAAUGAACGAAACCGGUACAGAGAGGAUCCCACAGGGCGAAAAAGAGUGUACCUACCAUUGGGGUCGGCGUCGAUACGACAAGCAAGGCGGGAGAGGAGGAGGAGGACGCGCUCAGAAGUGGACGUGCUGCGACAAGGCGGUCGGCGGCAGCACUCUGGGCGACGACGGUUGCUGCUUCGGCCCGCACGUGUUCAAAGAGACGGCAGGGCUCGACUUGCAUCGUCGAGAAGCAUUCAUCACCACCAAAGAGCUCGUCGAGUCGGUCAAGAGAGAGCAAGGCUCGAGCAAACUGGCACCGCUCGAGAUUGUGGCGCUCGACUGCGAGUUGAGCUACACUACGGCUGGAUUGACUUUGACCCGGUUGACAUUGGUGGACGAACAGGGUGAUAUGAUUCUCGACGAGAUUGUUCGCACGCGAACCGACAUUGUCGACUACAACACGCGCUUCUCGGGCAUCACUGCGGAAGCGUACGAGGAGCAGGCAGUGUUUGACCUGCCCGGCGUGCGCAAGACCAUGGCGCAAUUCGUGGGCGAGAACACCGUCCUGGUUGGGCACGGUCUGGAGAACGAUUUACGAGCGAUCCGGUUGGUGCACCACAAGGUGGUGGAUACGGUGAUGCUCUACCCGCAUGCCCGCGGGUUUCCCUUCCGCACAUCUUUGCGAGACUUGACAGCGAGAUUCCUGGGCAAGAUCAUCCAGAACGGCACGAGCUUGGGCCACUCGUCUUUGGAGGAUGCGAGGAUGUCGUUGGAGCUCGUCAGGCUCAAGAUGGUCACUGACCCCACCUCGCCUUUUGCAAGGAAAGUGGAGGAGAAGAGCGAGGCGAAGCCGGAGAGGGCGACAGGUGUGGCCGUCGAGUCUCCUGCAAGCAAGCCGGCAGCAGCUCCUGUGCGCUCCAGCCUGUUUGGUGUCUCGUUAGCCACCGAAAGCGCGCGUUCCGUCUUUCAAAAGUGA
This is a messenger RNA of Sporisorium graminicola, 2007 nucleotides long. RefSeq lists its product as uncharacterized. The coding region runs from base 1 to 2007 and encodes 668 amino acids. Lineage: Eukaryota; Fungi; Basidiomycota; Ustilaginomycetes; Ustilaginales; Ustilaginaceae. The record is from RefSeq and is a predicted model, not a curated record. Gene Ontology annotation, molecular function: exonuclease activity; metal ion binding; nucleic acid binding. Gene Ontology annotation, cellular component: nucleus. The transcript has a single exon.